AUGCACCUUACAUACGUUUUAAUUUUCCUCCUUUUUGCCUGUUUCUUACAGAUAAAUAAAAACUCGCAAGUACAAUCGAAGAGCAUCAACGGCGAACGCAAGCGCUGGAUCCACGAUCCCACAAGUGACCUUUGUCGGCCGUUAAAUUGCAAAAAACGUGAAAUUUGCCUGUUGGAGGAUGAGUACAGCGCAGUGUGCGUUUCGAAGCGUGACUUACACAAGAAUCGUGAUGAAAUAAUCACGAAAGCCAAGUACUUGGAAGAGGAGGCGGCUAAGCGACGCGCAAACAAGGACAUCACCAACCACAACAAUAACAACAACAAUAACGACAAUGACAAUGAUGAUGAGGAUGCAAAGAAUUUUAGCUCCGAUGAGGAUUCCCGUGAGGAUGAUGUCUUUUAUGAGAACAACAACACAGCCGGCGAUAAGGACGACGACGAGGAUGAAGACAAUUGUAAGCCCUGCCCGGUGGCUAAGCCAACUUUCUUAUGCGGCGCCGACAACCGUACAUACUCAUCGCUAUGCAGAUUGGAUUACCACAACUGCAUACAUUCAACAAUCAUAAGGAUAGCCUGCAAGGGAUUCUGUCCAUGCAAGGAAAAUACCGAUGGUAAACGCUUGCAGCGUUUGAAUGAGCGCCAGAGCGCUUUCAAUGCCAAAUAUAAGAAGACAAUUGAACAACAACAGCAGCAGCAACAACAACAGCAGAAACAACAAAUGCAACAACAACUCAUGUACAAGGACAACAGCAAUAGUAAUAAUAUUUUGGGCAACUCGAACGAUAAUUUGGACAACACUUUGAAUAGCAACAAUUUUAAUGCUAUUAUGGAUGAUAAGGAUGAUAACAAUCGGCAUUACAAUCACAUAAAUUCGCAAUUCACAUUCACACCGGAGGAAAUCAAAUACGAUAAUAAACACUAUAAGUACCUCAAGUAUACCGCCUACAAGAAGGACAGCCAAUAUCCAGAGGAUAAACAUAAAAUUCGUGGUUAUAAUGAGGUUAUCGAGAAACCACAAAAAUACAACAAAAAUAGCCUGAACAAUGGUUUCCCAUCCAAAUCGCCCGAAUGUAAACCACAACAGCUGACCGCUAUCGGCAAUCGCCUGCUUGAUUGGUUUUCUGUCAUAAUGGCUGACAGCAAGAAACGCCGUCAGCAUAGCCAAAAAUCGAAGGCGCAUUUCCCACCCGCUUGCAAGACCGAAGCUAAAUGGAUGUUUGGUCAUUUGGAUUUGAACAACGAUGGCUAUUUGUCGCUACAGGAAAUGUACGAUUUGGAACAUGAUCAGAAUGAGCGCUGCAUUAAACCAUUCAUCGAUACUUGCGAUCUUGAUCAGGACAAUUCGAUUAAUACGCGCGAAUGGUGCCGUUGCUUCGAGAAGACCGAUCGCCCAUGCGCCGCGGUUCGACGAAGAAUCGCUGGCGACUUUGCAGGCGCCUAUGCACCGGAUUGCGAUGUUCAGGGCUUCUAUAAGCCUACCCAGUGUCACAACUCCGUCGGCGUAUGCUGGUGUGUGGACAAGCAUGGAGUCGAAUUCGCCAACACACGCACCCGAGGCAAACCCAACUGUGAGUCUGUUGUGAAUAAUGCCUCAUCGCUCACCUCCGACGAUGAAGAUGAGGAUACCGACGACGAUGACAGUGCGGAAGGAAGUGCCGAUCAAAUGCUGGUAUUCUAAGCGAAAUAAAACUUAAUGGUGGCAGAGUUUUGAAAAAAAAAAACGCUCAACAGCAGGAAUGAUUUGGAGCAGAUAAAUUGGGAUUUCUUAUACAUACAUACAUACAUAUGUGUGUAUGUAUGUAGCCAAAAGCGACCGAACAACGAGUGCAAGAGGUGAAGCAACACCAGAGUGUUAAGUAAGAAAUGAUAUCUCAAACUUAUGAUUUUCAUUUACUUAAAGCAUUACUUUACACAAGUAAAAAUAUACAACAUACAUAUAUAUAAAGCAAACAGCUACAUUUACAUAAGUACAUACAUACAUACAUAUAUAAUAAAACAAAGAAGAAGAAGAAGAAGAGCAAGACGAACAAGCAUUGAUGUAGAGUCAAGUAACCUUUGUAUUUACAUAAAAACGCGUAGAGAAUG
Messenger RNA from Rhagoletis pomonella (apple maggot), 2084 nucleotides. RefSeq names its product proteoglycan Cow (gene Cow). The transcript is spliced from 10 exons. Gene Ontology annotation, biological process: establishment of protein localization to extracellular region. Gene Ontology annotation, molecular function: calcium ion binding; protein binding. Bases 1 to 1677 code for a protein of 558 amino acids. NCBI's taxonomy places the organism in Eukaryota, Metazoa, Arthropoda, Insecta, Diptera, Tephritidae. The record is from RefSeq and is a predicted model, not a curated record.